CUUUAACUUUCUUCCUCGUGUACAUGUAUUUUACUUUGUAGAACCGAAAAUGCCUGUAGCAUUCCACGCCGAGCUUGGCUCUAACAGAAUUUACAAAGGCGGUUCAGUCUGGGUCUUUGACAAUGUCGUCACCAACGUAGGAAAUGCGUACAAUCCAAAGACGGGGAAGUUCACCACGCCAAGUAAAGGUAUCUAUCUGUUCAAUUGGUACACUCUCAGUAACCCUGGUAAAGUGUCACAUGCAGGGUUAUACGUAAAUGGGAAGAUCAAAGGAAGACAGGCCUCAAAUAACUCAGGCAAUGACAAAAAGUAUAUUACUGCUGGUAGCAGCAUCGUCCUGGCUCUGGAGAGGGGAGAUUUAGUAUAUAUCAUGGAUGCUCACGGAUGGACAUCAGAUGUGAUAAGCCCUUGGACAGCAUUUGGUGGUGUGCAACAGGGCUGACAUGCAUA
Messenger RNA from Ostrea edulis (European flat oyster), 450 nucleotides. RefSeq names its product complement C1q-like protein 3. The record is from RefSeq and is a predicted model, not a curated record. The coding region runs from base 50 to 442 and encodes 130 amino acids. Lineage: Eukaryota; Metazoa; Mollusca; Bivalvia; Ostreida; Ostreidae. Gene Ontology annotation, molecular function: protein binding. The transcript has a single exon.